This is a messenger RNA of Dendrobium catenatum, 2685 nucleotides long. RefSeq lists its product as uncharacterized. NCBI's taxonomy places the organism in Eukaryota, Viridiplantae, Streptophyta, Magnoliopsida, Asparagales, Orchidaceae. Bases 758 to 2344 code for a protein of 528 amino acids. The transcript is spliced from 8 exons. The record is from RefSeq and is a predicted model, not a curated record.
UGAAGGAAAGAAACUUUGCUGUUGCUACUGUUCGGUUUUAACAGUCUUGAUUAAAGUAGCUGAUGAAUGGACCUCACGGCUUGGGGGUUAUAGGGAGGAUAGCUGCUGAUAUAAAGGACCUUCACGCGAAGAAGGAAGACCUCAUUUGCUGCGGCUGUUCGGUUUCAACGGAGGAUAGGUGACAUCAAGGACGUUUGGAAGAGGCGUUUGGAUCGUUGCAGGUUAAGGAGGAUCGACACUUUGCUGCAUGUUGAACUUAGUUGGGAGAUGAGAAGAGAAAGGUGGCUGGAUUUUUCCUUUGCGUACAAAGGAGAAGAGGCAAAGAGUAAGAGAUUGUGAUUAGGUUGAGGAGUUCAGAACAACAGGGAAGAGUUCGAAGCAGAACUGGACAUGAACAUGGAAAAAGAAAAAUAGCCUCUAGAGCGAAGCUUGCGGGUUGGUUAUAUAAAGAAAAGCCAGAGGCUUCUGUCUCAUUUCAGCGAAGAAGCAAGACGUUAAUGCUAUCUGCGCUCUCAGAAAUGGAUUGACGCAAUUUUGACAUUUAAUUUGAGUCUUUCUUUGUAUGGUAUCCGGAUUUCUUGGUAAUAAGUAAACUGCCAUAUAAAUGAUAUGCCGCGUGAUAAUCCCAAACAUCAGAAAUGCUUUUUGAUAUUGGAAUCGACGCAUCAGGAGUGCGGCUAGGGUUUUUCUUCCUUCCCCGCCAUCUUCUGAGCAUACGAUCUUGGCUUGGCCGGAGGACACUUCCUUACUUGUUACUAUGGGUGAGGGUUUUAAUCCUUCGGAUUUCCCUCCUCUUGUUCAGGCUCCCGUGGUAUUUCCUUCUUCAACUCCCAGAAACUGGAACAAAGUGUUCGGUCCAGAACCCUCUGCUCCCAAAGUUCUUUGUCUUUCUUACUUCCCGCAGGAACCAGAAAUAGUUCCUUUUUCUGAUGAGAAGCUGACUAAAGGUGGAGAAGAUUGGAACUUAUGUCUUGUUGGUUACUCUAUUGGUAGACGUCCGUUCUAUGAAGCGUUACUCGGAGACAUAAAGAAAACAUGGAGUCUUAAAGGCUCUGUCCAGCUCUUAUCGUUAAGCGAUGGUUUCUUUCGCCUUUGUUUUUCGUGUUCGGAAGAUUACGAGAUGGUCUGGUCUUGGGGAGUUUGGUUUUUGCUGGGAAGGCCUUUUGUUCUCCAAAAGUGGCACCCAAAGUUCAAGCCGCAGCGGGAGAACUUCACGUCCGUCCCGAUAUGGGUAAAAAUCCACGAUUUACCCCUUGCAUGUUGGAAUUCAGAGGGGAUCUCUAGAAUUGCUAGCAAGAUUGGAAUCCCUCUUGCUGCGGACAACCUUACGGAGCAGAAAACGCGACUCACCUUCGCGAGGGUGUGUGUUCUUUUGGACAACAACGCUGUCUACCCGGAAGAAAUUAAAGUAUCGCUGGACGGUGACAUCGUAAGCUUGAAGGUGCAGUAUGAAUGGCGUCCUUUCCCUUGUGACCACUGGCUGAGGCAAGGAUAUCCUUUAAGUCCAUAUCUAUUUUGUCUUGCCAUGACGCCCUCUCUAACCUUCUGGAUGGGAGAGAUUUUAAAGCCUUGGGUUGUACUGCAAUACCAUCCCAUAGAUAGUCCCUUAUCAAAUAAAAUUAAGCAAAAGAUGGCUGUGGAAGUGGUUAAGAAUGCACAAUUUAUGACACGGUCUGAUUACCUCCAUUCCUUACCUUCGAGGAAAUUGGCUGAUGAAACUGUUACCAGGGCCUCUUCAAUGCGGAUGCAAAAGUUAGGGAAGAAAUUUUCAAUGAUGAUAGAUUCUCAGGCAUCAGAUUCUGUGGAGACUAAAACUGAACACAAUGCAGAUUCGUCAUCCAAGAGAGAUGGAGAUGUGAUUCAAAGCCUUGCUGAACAAUCCAUACCAAUUGAAACUCAUAAGCAUAUUCGACGGGGUGUAUUGGAAAUUUUUAAUUAUAAAACGGUUCUCAGCUUUCAAUCAAUUGUUAGUGGAUUACAGGGAAUUGCGUGCUGGUCACCCCUUAAAAAUGAUGUCAAAACUAGAUUACUAGUUAAUGCUGCAGCACUUGCUGUUUCUGCCCCUGAGAAAGACCUCCGUUCAGUCAUAGAGCAGGUUGCUGUGCGUGUACAUGGUGUAUAUGUUUUAAAGACUGCUGGGGAUCCAGCACUUGAUCCCUUAAGAAAUGUAGUUAUUAGCCUUUACCAAGCAAGAGAACCUAAUGCAAAGCUAAGGAAGAAGAAAGUAAAACAAGCUGCUCAAUCAUGUCUCAAUAUAGAUAUAUCUGACAAUGAGUAUUAUCAGGUUAUGCGUGAGCUAUGCAUACCGAAAAAAUUCUCGUGGGAACUAAAAAGUGGAGAAUGAAAGCCUGAAUUGAUUCUGUAUAGUUGCAAACUGAUAUUAAGUGAUUGUAUAUACUUGAUCAAUAACCCAGUACAGGGGCAUGUACAGAAUCUCCGUCCAGUUAGUAUCAUUGCUCUGAUGUAGCAUUCGAAGAUUUAGCUUUUACGACAUUAGAAUUUUUGUUUCCAUAUUAAAGUUUUUGAUAGUCGAUUAUUGGGCAAGCACAAUACACAAAGGUUAUUUCGAAUUCAUUGCUGAUGGAUCAUCCAGCUCAUAACAAAAACACAUCAUGAUGUAAUUGCUUUGAACCUUGAGCUCGUUUUUUUGCAAUUUUCAUAACACGAAUUUUGUCUAAUAGACCA